Osmia lignaria (orchard mason bee) is the source of this 5769-nucleotide messenger RNA. It is a transcript of the gene RhoGAP1A, whose product is annotated as Rho GTPase activating protein at 1A. Gene Ontology annotation, molecular function: guanyl-nucleotide exchange factor activity; GTPase activator activity. NCBI's taxonomy places the organism in Eukaryota, Metazoa, Arthropoda, Insecta, Hymenoptera, Megachilidae. Gene Ontology annotation, cellular component: membrane. Gene Ontology annotation, biological process: positive regulation of GTPase activity; intracellular signal transduction. The record is from RefSeq and is a predicted model, not a curated record.
UAUUUUGACAAUGUUAGUAUGUAUGGACUGUACAGAACAAGAAUUGAAAUAAUUGCAGAGUAAUGGGAUGAAUAUAAAUGAUUUCAUGAAAAGGAAAAUAGAAAAUAAAGUUUUUAUUUCGUAAGAGAUGUAAAUUUCAAUCCGGUGUAAGCGCGUAGUAAAAAGCAUUAUCCAUGAAGCGCACCUGCUCCUGCGAGAGGCCACUGUCUGCGAAUAGAGUAUAGCAGAAGCGUCAAAAUGAUAGGAGAGGGCAUGGGGAUCGGAUCGUGAGCUACGCAGGAGAUGUCGACAAGAUGACAGCGGCCGUAUGACGCCCGUUUCGUUGAUUCUUGGCUGAAAGUUGCGCGUUGUAACAAGGAAGGAAAAUCGUUCGCGGCUAAAACUAAUGACUUAUGCCUCGUUACGGUGACACGUUUAUUUCAGUUGAAUCUCUGCCUCGAAACGAGAUCGUAAUCAGACGUAUUCGGGUGAGAACCGCGAUCGCCGCGCCCGUGCAAUGUACACAGCGGCCUGAAUCCUGCUUGAAAUCAUCACCAUCCCCGAGGAGUAUUUCCUUUCAACGUCGUGGAGUGGAGUAAUGAGCGUUUUCGGGGAUUUUCAGCGUGUCUGGGUACAAAGAUUCCCGGACAGCGCCUUGCCGGCGGCUUGGGAGGAAGACGUCAGGGCCAACCUAGUCAAGCAUAAACAGAAGGUAACAGCUUUGAGAGAAGAACUUGAAAAAGAAGAAUUCUAUGUGGAAUAUUUGGAAAGAUUAUUAGCCGAUGUUGAACGUCACAAGCAAUUGGCGAAUAGUAACAUUGCAACCACGCCUGAAAAGCAGCAACGUUCAGAAUCUCACAAUCAACACAGUUGCCAAUCGGAUAAUAAUUUGUCUGAUUCUACAAACUUAUCUCAUGUUCAACACGUGGAACCAUCAGCUCCGCCUCUUCCUGUCCGCGAGGAUAUAAGUAAAUUUCAAGACAAGUGUGUUUCUGAGCUGAGUUCUACUCUUAGUACAAGCAAAAGACCCAAAAGUGAAAUACCAAAAAGUCCUGAUAAAGUGCCUGAACUUAGAAGAAACAGUGACCCAGAUGUGCCAAGUAAUUAUGUCACUGUGAUUGAAGUAACGGGAAGUUCAAAGAAAGAUAAAAAUGAAGAAUCCCUCAAAGAAGAGGAUGAGAAAGAUUUGGAGAAUGCGAUUAAUGAAGAUGGAGAAGAUGGUGAUGCAGAAGCAUCCGAGGAGGAACCUUAUUAUGAUUCUGUAGCUUUAGAUCAAACAGGAGAAUAUGUAUAUAUUGAUGCACGUGUACCACCUGUUGGAAAUAAUAAUGGCAGCAGGGUACCACCAAGGAGACCACCUUCCCUUCCAGAUUCACCAGGGAAUCAGAGCAACUAUGUCAACAUCGACUAUUUUAUACAACAUCGGGCAGCAAUGGACAGCGAGGACGAAGAAGGGGCUAGCCCUGCGCCAACGAUUUUACUACGCGCGCUUAGUACCGAUAACGAAACCGGUAGUAGCGAUGCAGAACCUUUAAGUUUAAGCGAAGGUAGUUUAGAAUCGCCGACGCCAACUACACCACGCCGACAAGAGAAAAGUAAAGACCGUGAGGAUGAUAGAACGUCUAUGAUUAAAUGUAUUGUAAACUCGGUAGUAGAAAGUGAGACUAUAUAUGUUGAAUGUUUAAACGUAAUGUUACAAUACAUGAAAGCUAUCAGAGCUACAUUAACGACGUCGCAACCCGUUAUUUCGGAAGAUGAAUUUGGCACAAUGUUUUACAAAAUUCCAGAAUUGCAUGCGUUACAUCAAACAUUUUUGGAUGGUCUUAGGAGGAAACUGGAAAAGUGGGAUGGCAAGACCAACAUAGGAGAGCAGUUCAAAGUAAUGGCCAGCAAUAUAGGAUUAUACGGAGCCUUUUUGCAUAAUUAUGCACGCGCUACCGAUACUGUGCGAAGGUGUUCAGCACAUUCUACUCAGUUCGGCGAAAUUACAAGGGAUAUAAGACUUAGAGGAUUUCCCAAAGGCCCAGGUUUAUCUCUUGAAGAUCUUCUACAUAAACCAGUAGCUCGAGUUCAAAAAAACGCCUUAGUAUUGCAUGAUCUUCUUAAGCACACACCAGUGAAUCAUGCAGAUCAUGCACCACUAUCAGAAGCUCUUGCUAUGACUAGAAAUUUCCUAGACGAAUUCAAUAUUAUCCAAACGAAAUCAAUGUUUCCGAGUCAUGAUAGAGCGCAACGAAGAUUAGUGAAAAAUUCAUUUGUAGUGGAAUUAUCUGAUGGUCAUAGAAAGUUGAGACAUCUUUUUCUAUUUAAUGACGUAAUUGCCUGCGCAAAAUAUAAAGCUUCUGGUAGAGACAAAUUUACAUUCGAAUUAAAAUGGUAUGUACCGGUUGCGGAAGCGGUAGUGACAGAGGAUGGUGUUGAACCACGAGAGACUAGUCCAGCUAAUGUUGUAGCUUUGAGAUCACAAGCAUGCACUGUACGCGAUCAAAUUUUAUGGGAAGAGCGAAACGAUGAGAAACGAAUUCGUCUUGGUAGUAGAGGUUCCGAAAAGAACAGGAAGAAACUUGCCGAGCUCGAAGCUCAGCUAGUAUUAGCAUCUCCAAAUUUAGUAUUACGCGUUGCACAUAAAAGUCAGCAUCGAGUACAAAAUUCGUACACGUUCUUUUUAUCCAGUGAAUUUGAACGUUCUCAAUGGGUUGAAGCGGUGGAGGCAUUGCAACAGGUAAUGCGUUCCCAUAUGUACCUAGAUAAGUCAAAGGGCGGUCAACCACCUGGACCACUACCUUUAUCAAUGUACGAAUUACAAGCUUGGGUUACAGCAUGUCGUACUUAUCUUCAAACAGAUAUGGGUAGCUAUUUAUUAAGAUCAGGGCGUGACGAAAGUUUGUUAUUAGGUGAUCUCCACUUGACUCUACUUGGUUUAACACCGCCAGGUUUAGACAGAGUUGGAGAUCUUUAUAUUAUUGUAGAGGUUGAUAGUUACGGACACUAUUUCAAACGAGCAAGAAGUCGAGUUGCCAGGGGUCAGGCUCCAACAUGGGGGGAAACAUUUGUUGUUGAACUUGAGGGAAGUCAAAAUGUUCGAAUUUUAUUAUACGAGGAAUGUGGAACGCGUUCCGUAUUGAGAGGUAAAUGUAUACAAAGAUUGAGCAGAUCGUGGCUCCAGUCGGAUCAAGUAGAGAGAUCAUUAAAUCUAGGACCAGCUACUUUAGACGUGGCUCUUCGUUUCGUUCCCAGUGAAGUAACAUUAAGACGGGUACCAUCAGCUAAACCUCAAGGUUUAUUUGGAGCUAAGAUUCAACAAGUGUGCAAGCGUGAGAAACGUGACGUUCCUUUCAUUAUAACAGCGUGUGUCAGGGAAGUAGAGAGGAGAGGAGUUGGAGAAGUGGGUUUAUAUCGUGUUUCCGGCUCGGCUUCUGACUUGACGAAGUUGCGCAAAUCGUUUGAAAGCAAUUCGUACGAAGCAGAACAAUUACUUAAAGAGGUUGACGUUCAUUCCGUAACAGGUGUCCUCAAGUUGUAUCUUCGAGAAAUGCCUGAAGCUCUCUUCACCGAUGCUCUUUAUCCUGCAUUCUUAGAAGCUUUCCAAACAGGCGAGUUAUCAAAAGGUGCUGCAUUGCGAAGAGUCUACGAAAGUUUGCCAGCCGUAAACAAAGCGGUUAUUGACUUUCUGCUUACUCACUUGAUACGAGUUAACAAACACGAGGCUCAGAAUAAAAUGUCGUUGCACAAUUUAGCGACAGUGUUCGGACCGACGCUGCUACGUCCUGGAACGAAUUCGCGAUCCGACGCGAAGAGUCGGGAUCCGUUAGCCGCGGGUACCGUGGAUGUGAUGGCACAAGCCGGUAUACUUUACUGUUUCUUGCAGAUGCAUAUGCAACAAAACAAUCAGUCACUCUAGUCGAGAGGUUAUUGUUGAUACAUCGUAGCGUUAGUUGCUUUUCAUGGGUUUGGUAUUAAACUCACAGCAACUCACGCUGGGACUGUAAAAUUAACGAUUUUUUAUAAUAUAUUUUAUUAGUUUUCCGACGUAUCGUUUAUACAACGCUGAUUUAGACGCAUAAGUAGAACGCAGGCUUUGACGAAACUAUGAUCGACGAAAUUCCUUUUAUAUUUGGUAUGCAUACGAACUAACGUAGCAAAAGUGGACUCGAAGUACACGUAUCGUUCAAACUUCGAGCUCCUUAAUAUAUAUUUUAUAUUUAUAUUCCCAUGAAGUCCUAGCUACGAUCUUGGAAAAAUUUUCACAAAAGCAUGCGUUGAAAAAAAAAGAUUUCUCCCAUGAAAAAGAGAGAGAGAGAAAGACAUGAACAAAGGAAGUUUGGUCGUUAACGCAUCCACGCUUUAGAAAAGAAAUAUUUUUUCCAAUGGGGGCGUGUUCCUAGCAGAGUAUCUAAAUUUUUUUACACGAUAACGUAACAUACCCAUUGUAUGUCCAUGAAGAAUGCCCACGUAUUCGAAAGAAUCACGUUCCUAAAUAUUUCAGGAAGCACGUUCCUUAACAAUGUGCGAAACGAUGCUUUACUAAUAAUAUCAAAUAUAUUAGCUAUACUCCAUUUGCUACUCAAUAUUGUAUGGUUUUUAAGGAGGUCACGUUUAUUCGCCAAUUAUAAACUAUUCUAUUCUUUAUAUGAAUACUUUGAUGGAAAUGCUCUCGAAUUUUUGUAACGAAUAUCGCGGAGUAAAUAAGCAAGACCAAGUUUUUGAUUUUUAAGCUGUGAUUAGACUUGCGUUCGCUUUCAUUUUAAUAAUUAAAAGUAUCUUCAGUAAUUGAAAUACUUAUUUUUAAAAUCAACGUACAAUUUGCAUGUAUAAAUAUUUCAUUUUAUAAUUAAAAGUGCAUUGGAAAUUUUAAACAAAAUUAUUUUACCUAAAAAGAAAAAGGUAAUUAAGUGAAUCACUGUUUUAUUACACAUUCCCCCUAUUACCAUUUAGGUAAACAUUUAUUAUAUUUUCUACUUUAGUCCCUCAAUAAUUUUCUUGAAGUCUAAAUACAGCUUAAUAAAGCACCAAAGAGAAUGAUUCUCUCUCAUACCUUCAAUAGUUGACCCUUUGAAGCAUUUUAUUUUAUAAUCAUUAUCAGUGUCUAAAUAUCUAUACUGUAUUGCAAUAUUACUGUAUUUUUCUAUUAUUAUACUGUAUAACGAGUUUGUAUUCAUCGUAUGUUUAACAGGAUCGCUUUCUAUGAAUCGGUAUUGUGCUCUACACUCGUACGCUUCAAAGGGUUGAGAUAAUAAAAAGCACGUUUGGCAGUACAAAUUUAAUACUCGAUAGAAUUCUGCAUUAUAUGCUAGGACGUUUGUAAUCAAGAUUAAAAGACAAGCCUGACGAGUGUUCGAUAAAGGAACAAAAAGAAAAAAAAAAAGAAAUCGUUCAUGAAUAUUGAAAAUUAGGGAAAAUACAAAAUCACGCUAAGGUACUUCCUCGGAAGUGAUCUUCGUGCAUUAAACGAAGGCAACUAUCGUAUGCGUGGUGUUUCAGCGUGCGCGUGUGAAUGUGUAUGUGUGUAUUUGUAACCAGCUCAUGUGUAUUAUAUCGUAAAUAUUGGAUAACUUUAAUUUUUAUAUCGCAUUUAGCGUUAAGACGCGUUCCUCUUUUGUACAUUUGUGAAACGUGUAAAGACAAAGUUUCCGCUAUUGCGAUUAAUAUUAUUACUAGCAUAACUAUUAUUAUUUUUAUUAUUCUGUAUUACACAGUUAACGAUUUUCAUAGAGCAAGUAUUUGUUAACAGAUGUUCGACUAAACAUAGCUUACACGCAGCAAGACGAUGUACUGCCAAAAAAAAAAAAA